Messenger RNA from Salarias fasciatus (jewelled blenny), 3420 nucleotides. RefSeq names its product protein NLRC3-like. Bases 1 to 3420 code for a protein of 1139 amino acids. The transcript has 9 exons. The record is from RefSeq and is a predicted model, not a curated record. NCBI's taxonomy places the organism in Eukaryota, Metazoa, Chordata, Actinopteri, Blenniiformes, Blenniidae. Gene Ontology annotation, molecular function: protein binding.
AUGCCGCCGAAAAAGCCAAAAGUGUAUGUUAAACCUGGCGAGGACGAGGCAGAAAGCGAGACUCACCAUGCUGGAACGCAUGACGCAGCAGCAACAAGUGCGCAGAGCAACUCUGAUCUGGCUGACCUGAUACGUACUAUCAUAAGAGAAGAAAUAAGUGUGGUGGUAUCCCAACUUAAAACAAUCAAAGAGGACAUCUCUGGGUGCGUAAAGAGGAUUGAUGAAGUGGAUGAAGCUUUAUCGAGUGUGGAGGAGCGCGUUGCGCACUUGGAGACGGCGUGCGAGGAGAUGCGAAAAACCAAUCUGGAGCUGAAGGAUAAAGUGGAGCGGCUGGAAAUGCACAGUCGAAAACAGAAUGUGCGCGUAUUUGGCUUAACAACGGACAUUGAAAAGGGUAACCCGACCACCUACAUGUCCAAGUUGUUUAAAGAAGCGUUCGAGGAGAAAUUACAAUCGGCGCCUGAGGUGGAAGUUGCGCACCGGGUCGGGCCUGCGGGGAAAGCCAAAGAGAGAGCGAUGAUUGUGCGCCUCCAGAACCGAGCUGCCAGAGAGGAGAUCCUGAAAAUCGCGAAAAAGGACGGGAUGCUACAAAUUCGCGGAAUGAAUUUAAGGAUUUUCCCGGACCUGACCUCAGAGAUGGCAAAGAAACGGGCCGGCUUCAAGGAGAUCAGGGCCAAACUGCGGGAUGCUGGUCAUCAAACACAUCUGGACUCCAUAUUUAUGAUGCUGGAGGACAACAUGGUGACUUUCAUGAAGGAGGAGCUGAAGAAGAUGAAGAAGCUCCUGAGUCCAGAUUACCCAGAAUGCUCAGAGAGUGAAUGGGAGGAUGAGGAUGAAGAGCAGAGGAGCAGCAGAGAGUCAUUUCUGAGGAUCACACUGGACUUCCUGAGGAGGAUGAAGCAGGAGGAGCUGGCUCAGCGUCUGUGGAGCAGGAUUUCUGCUGGAGUCUGCCAACAGAAGCUGAAAUGUGACCUGAAGAAGAGGUUCCAGUGUGUGUUUGAGGGGGUCUCUAAACAAGGAGAGUCCACCCUCCUGAACCAGAUCUACACAGAGCUCCACAUCACAGAGGGAGGGACUGCAGAGGUCAAUCAGGAACAUGAGGUCAGACAGAUUGAAACAGCAUCCAGGACAGCAGACAGAGCAGAGACAAGCAUCAAACCAGGAGACAUCUUUAAAGGCCCACCUGGAAGAUCUCAACCAAUCAGAACAGUGCUGACAACGGGAGUGGCUGGCAUUGGGAAAACAGUCCUGACACAGAAGUUCACUCUGGACUGGGCUGAAGACAAAGACAACCAGGACGUCCACUUCACAUUUCCAUUCACCUUCAGAGAGCUUAAUGUGCUGAAGGAGAAGAAAUUCAGCUUGGUGGGACUUGUUCAUCACUUCUUUACUCAAAUAAAAGAUGCAGGACUCCACAGCUUUGAAGACUUCCAGGUGAUCUUCAUCUUUGAUGGUCUGGAUGAAUGGCGACUCCCUCUGGACUUCCACCAAACUGAGAUCCUCACUGAUGUUACAGAGUCCACCUCAGUGGAUGUUCUGCUGAUAAACCUCAUCAGGGGGAAACUGCUUCCCUCUGCUCACCUCUGGAUCACCACACGACCUGCAGCAGCCAAUCAGAUCCCUGCUGACUGUGUAGACAUUGUGACAGAGGUCCGAGGGUUCACUGACCCCCAGAAGGAGGAGUACUUCAGGAGGAGGUUCAGAGAGGAGGAGGAGGCCAGCAGGAUCCUCUCCCACAUCAAGACCUCCCGAAGCCUCCACAUCAUGUGCCACAUCCCGGUCUUCUGCUGGAUCACUGCUACAGUUCUGGAGAAGGUGUUGAAGAGCAGAGAGGGAGGAGAGCUGCCCAAGACCCUGACUCAGAUGUACAUCCACCACCUGGUGGUCCAGGCCAAAGUCAAGAUGGUCAAGUAUGGUGGAGGAGCUGCCACAGAUCCACACUGGAGUCCAGAGAGCAGGGAGAUGAUAGAGUCUCUGGGAAAACUGGCUUUUGAUCAGCUGCAGAAAGAAAACCUGAUCUUCUAUGAACCCGACCUGACAGAGUGUGGCAUCGAUCUCAAAGCAGCCUCAAUGUACUCAGGAAUGUUCACACAGAUCUUUAGAGAGGAGAGCGACCUGUACCAGAACAUUGUAUUCUGCUUCAUCCAUCUGAGCCUUCAGGAGUUUCUGGCUGCUCUUCAUGUCCAUCAGAUCUUCAUCAACUCUGGAAUCAACCUGCUGGAUGAACAACAACAACCAUCCAGGUGGUCAAACCUCUUGAAGCAGAAACCGAAACUCCACCUUCUCCAUCAGAGAGCAGUGGACGAGGCCUUGAAGAGUCCAAAAGGACACCUGGACUUGUUCCUCCGCUUCCUCCUGGGUCUUUCACUGGAGACCAAUCAGAGUCUCCUUCGAGGUCUGCUGACACAGACAGGAAGUAGCUCACAGUCCAAUCAGGAAACAGUCCAGUACAUCAAGAAGAAGCUCAGUGAGGGUUUGUCUGCAGAGAGAAGCAUCAAUCUGCUCCACUGUCUGAAUGAACUGAAUGAUGGUUCUCUGGUGGAGCAGAUCCAACAGUCCCUGAGAUCAGGACGUCUCUCCACAGAUGAACUGUCUCCUGCUCAGUGGUCAGCUCUGGUCUUCAUCUUACUGUCAUCAGAAGAAGUUCUGAAGGAGUUUGAUCUGAAGAAAUACUUUGCUUCAGAGGAAGCUCUUCUGAGGCUGCUGCCAGUGGUCAAAGCCUCCAACAAAGCUCUGUUGAGCGGCUGUGGUCUGUCAGAGAGAAGCUGUGCAGCUUUGUCUUCUGUUAUCAGCUCUCAGUCCUCCCAUCUGAGAGAGCUGGACCUGAGCUACAACCAUCCAGGAGACUCAGGAGUCAAACUUCUCUCUGCUGCAGUGGAGGAUCCACACUGCUCACUGGAGACUCUCAGGUUGAGCUGCUGUGGUCUGUCAGAGAGAAGCUGUGGAGCUCUGUCCUCAGUUCUUAGCUCUCAGUCCUCCAGUCUGACACAUCUGGACCUGAGUAACAACGACCUGCAGGAUUCAGGAGUGAAGCGUCUGUCUCUUGGACUGGAGAGUCCUCACUGUAAACUGGAAGCUCUCAGUCUGUCAGGGUGUCUGGUCUCAGAGGAAGGCUGUGCUUCUCUGGUCUCAGCUGUGAGAUCCAAGUCCUCCCAUCUGAGAGAGCUGGACCUGAGCUACAACCAUCCAGGAGCCUCAGGAGUCAAACUACUGUCUGCUGCUGUGGAGGAUCCACACUGCAAACUGGAGACUCUCAGGUGGGAAGGCUGGUCAAUUGAGUGUCCUGGAUGUGUGGGGUCCUCCUGGAUCUCUGUGGCCCUUUUGAAGGAGACGUGUGAGAGCAGUAUGGAGCGUAAUGGAGAUGUAGUCAAACUGGUGUUGAUCAAAGAGAGGCGUUUUGUGGGCCUUGGCAUGCUGUAA